GCACCGGGUAUACCCCUAUCUUAUGGACAAUUAUAUUCGACAUAUUCGAGCUAUUGCAUCAAUUAUUGGUCGAAGCUACAUCGCGUCAGCGAAGCGGGAAAUGACGAACUAGAGUAUCGGACCGUCGGGGAAAGGGCGUUGUGGGCGCGGGAGUUCCUUCCGACGCCGAAGGCUCCACCUUCUGUCGAUAACGAAUCUUUAAGCUUGCAAACGGCAAACCUGCCGCACUUUCCUCCUGCCAUACAAAGCUUCCCUCCUCGCCAAUUAAAAGGGAGUGCCAUUUUCGCAACCUGGAUUCGGCCAACCUAAGCAUUGGAUAUUAAGAUGACACGGUCGCUCCCCUAGGGAUAUAGCACACCUACACCUAGGUAACCUACAAAAGAGACAAUGUCGCGCCUCCUCGCUUCUCGAUCGUCCGGCCCCGCGCUCCGCUGCCUCGGCAUCCCCAGACCCCCGGUCCGGACGGCCUCGCCGCGCAUCGCAUAUACGUAUGUUGGCAGGAGUAGCAGCUUAAGGUCCUACGCCACGGAGCGCAAGGAUGGAAAAGGGAAGAAGGAUACGUUCCAAGGCCAGAUGCUAGAGAGCAUCAGCUCGCGCAUCGCGCGCGAGAAAGCGGACCGCGAAAAGUUUGCUAGACAGCAGCAAGAGUCGGCGGGGUCGAGGCAGUGGGCUACGACGUUCGUCGUGCUCGCCGCCGCCGGUGUGUCGUAUUUCCUAGGUACGCAAGCGCCCCGCGACCCCGAAUCCACGUCGACGCUCCCGCUCUCCAUGACCCGCGACCCGAAGUACCAGAACGACAAGGCGAACCUUGAGGCCGCGUGGGCGGACUUUGCGGCCAUCCUGGGCAAGGAGAACGUGAGUACGGUGGAAGACGACUUGCAUACCCAUGCCAAUUCCGAUUGGUCGAGCUACCGCAACGAGGAGUCGCAGAAACCGUUCAUGGUCAUUUAUCCUAGUACGACGGAUGAGGUCAGCGCGAUCAUGAAGAUCUGCCACACGAGGCGGAUACCGGUGGUUGGGUAUAGCGGCGGCACGAGUCUGGAAGGGCACUUUACGCCGACUAGGGGAGGCAUAUGUAUUGAUUUCAGGAGGAUGGACAAGAUCAUUGCGCUGCAUAAGGAUGAUCUGGACGUCGUCGUGCAACCAGCUGUCGGAUGGGAGCUACUCAAUGAAGAAAUUGGCAAGGAAAAUCUAUUUUUUCCACCGGACCCAGGGCCAGGUGCUCAGAUCGGAGGUAUGAUCGGUACUGGAUGCAGCGGUACAAACGCCUACCGCUACGGCACCAUGAGAGAAUGGGUUCUUUCGCUCACUGUUGUAUUGGCUGACGGCACCGUAAUUAAGACCCGUCAAAGGCCGCGGAAGAGCUCCGCGGGCUACGAUCUUACUAAGCUAUUUAUUGGAAGCGAAGGUACCCUCGGUCUUGUUACGGAAGCGACGUUAAAACUUACUACCAAACCCGCUAGCACGAGCGUAGCGGUCUGCGGUUUCGGCACGAUUCGCCAGGCUGCCGACUGCGUCGCCAAGGUCGUCGGUCAAGGCGUCCCGGUCGCAGCCGUCGAGAUCCUGGACGAGGAGCAGAUGAAGUGCAUUAACCAAGCAGGCAUGACAUCAAAGCAAUGGAAGGAGGUUCCCACGCUAUUCUUCAAGUUCUCGGGCACAGAACGCGGCGUCAAGGAGCAAAUCCAGAUCGUGCAGGAGAUGGCGCGGCAGACGGGGAGCAAGAGCUUCGAGUUCGCGCGCUCCGAGCAGGAGAAGUCGGAGCUGUGGAGCGCACGGAAAGAGGCCCUCUGGAGCACCAUGGCGGUGGCGAAGCCUGGCGAGCGAGUUUGGACGGGCGAUGUGGCGGUCCCGAUGAGCCGGCUGCCGUUGCUGAUUGAGGAGACGAAGGACGAUAUGAAGAAGAGCGGGAUGUAUGGUACUAUUGUUGGUCAUGUUGGAGAUGGCAACUUCCACAUCAUUCUACUUUCGAAUGACGAGCAGAGGCAUGCUGCUGAGGAGCUGGUACACCGUAUGGUGAAGAGGGCUGUUGAGUUGGAAGGGACUGUGACGGGUGAACACGGGGUUGGUCUAGUCAAGAGAGACUACCUGCCACAUGAACUUGGCGAGAGCACAGUCGACACUAUGAGAAAGAUCAAGCAAGCGCUUGACCCACUCUGCCUUCUUAACGCCGACAAAGUUGUCCGCGUACAAAAACCGAAGCCGGGCGAGGUUGCCGAAUGGUGAUUCUACGCUUUUUAUGGCAAUGUGUAUAGGCAAGACCAUGGCGAUCAUGGUUUCAUCAAUCCGUAUAUAUAUUUACUCCCUUGUCACCUAUUGAUCGCGACAGGAAUCGCCCGAAGAAUGUCAAACAUUUGCAACUUAA
This is a messenger RNA of Annulohypoxylon truncatum, 2362 nucleotides long. RefSeq lists its product as uncharacterized. The coding region runs from base 388 to 2223 and encodes 611 amino acids. The transcript has 3 exons. NCBI's taxonomy places the organism in Eukaryota, Fungi, Ascomycota, Sordariomycetes, Xylariales, Hypoxylaceae. Gene Ontology annotation, molecular function: D-lactate dehydrogenase (NAD+) activity; D-lactate dehydrogenase (cytochrome) activity; FAD binding. The record is from RefSeq and is a predicted model, not a curated record. Gene Ontology annotation, cellular component: mitochondrion. Gene Ontology annotation, biological process: lactate catabolic process.